This is a messenger RNA of Conger conger (European conger), 3288 nucleotides long. It is a transcript of the gene fbxw10, whose product is annotated as F-box and WD repeat domain containing 10. Gene Ontology annotation, molecular function: protein binding. The record is from RefSeq and is a predicted model, not a curated record. The coding region runs from base 1 to 3288 and encodes 1095 amino acids. Lineage: Eukaryota; Metazoa; Chordata; Actinopteri; Anguilliformes; Congridae. The transcript has 14 exons.
AUGAAACACUUUGAAGACCGGGAACUAUGCCAGUUUAGACUCGGUUUUGAAAACCAGCUGUGGUGCAGGGGCGAAGAUUGCAAAUUCAGAACGUGCGGGAGCUGCCAGUCGUGCGUCUGUGUAAAUAAACUGCACGACACCACGCAAUGGCUGGAGAAAGCCGGCGGCGCGUUAAAGUUGAAGUUCCUCAUGGGCGUACUCAUCAGGUGCAAAAGCGUGGACAUCCUCGAAAGCACUCUAAAGAUUAUACAGGUGGCGCUUGGGAAAGACUUCACCUACGCCAGAUCCCGGCAAAAACCAAAAGCGCCGGACGAUUUGACCACGUGGAGCCACAGUGGCACGAUUGACAGGAAAUGGCUCGGAACGACAGUUUUGGAAACCUGGGACUGGUUCAGCGGCAGCAAGUACUGGGUGAAAGCGAAUUACAUUAUAGGACUUCUAUCUUUGUGCGAGACCGGACUUCUUCAAGCUCUCUCAAAUCUUACCCGGGUUCUCAUUGAGAGAGAGAAACAGGCGUCCCUUCUGCCCGAUUCUGUCGCGGGUGACCAUGAGCUGGACGCCUCCUCCAUCCCAGAAUCCCGCUACUCCUUCUGCGCGGAGGAUCGACCCGAGCUCGAGCUGCUUCUGCGCACCAGAACCGCGUCUAUGGUGCUCGACCUGCCCGGUGACGCGCGCGAUCCGCAUUCUCCCGAGAUCGUCCCGGCAACCCCGUCGAACUUGGUGCCCGGCCCGGGUCUCCCCCAGGACGCACGCUACGGCAGGUUCCAGACGCCGGAGAGCGGAGCUGAGGGCACGGAGAGCAGCACGGGGGCGGGUGGGCCCGAAACGCCGCCCCCCGAAGACCCGGCGCUGACCGUGGUCCCGGGAACGUCCAGGUCCCUGUCUGGGGUCCGUCGACACCGCGACUUCAUCCGGGGCCUCCCCGUCCACCUGGCCAAAAGGAUUCUGGGCCUUUUGGACCGGACCGCGCUCCUGAGCUGCCACCACGUGUCCCAGCACUGGAGGUUCCUCACGGAGGAGGUGCAGGAGGAGAUCGAGACCAAACGCGUGGUGGAGAACCAGGCCAUGAUCAUGCAGGGCAGCUCCACGGCGUACACCAGCUCCGUGUUCAGCAGAAUCCGGGAGGUGCUCGUCCCCUCAGCUGAAAACCAGGAGGAGGCCAUUCCUGAAGCCGGACAGGUAACGUAUCUCACAGUCAAGGGCUUUGAGUCUGCCUACUCUGGCUGCACGACGAAAACCGUGGAGAUGGAGGAGAAGAACAUGUUCUGUGGAGCGUACAACAUCCUGGUGCUGUCCAACAGAGAGGACUGGUCCAGGGUGGUGCACUACAGCGGGGGGCAGCUGGUGGCGGUGGGCUCCAAGGACCGUCUGGUGCGUCUGCUGGACGUGCGGGCGAUGAGGCAGCGGACACUGGCGAUGCAGGGCCACGCCGGGAGCGUCCGGGCCGUGUACCUCUGCGAGGACCGGGGCCUGGUCAUCAGCACCGGCUAUGACCUCACCAUCAGGUGCUGGGACUUGGGGACUGGAGCCUGCGUAAUGCUGUUCAGGGGCCAUUUUGGCACCAUAAACUGCCUGGAUCUGCAUGGUAACACGCUGGUGUCAGGGGCCAAGGACUGCAGGGUUAAAGUGUGGAACCUGCGGACGGGGCGGAACAUCCAGAGGCUGCGGUUCAGGCACGACAGCCCGGUGCAGUGUGUGAGGGUGGGGCGGGGCCUGGUGCUCAGCAGCUGUGACCGAGGCGUGCUGAAGCUCUGGGACCUGGACACCGGGGGGCUCCUCAAGCUCAUACCCAGCCAGCAGGGCUCGGUGAAGUGCCUGCACCUGGACCAGUGGCACCUCCUCUCGGGCGGAGCGGACGGCUUCGUCUCUGCCUGGAGCACCAGCAGGGAGCACAGCCAGAGCCUCAUGACCUACCGCCACCCCAGGGAGGUGCUGACACUGAUGUUCCUCUUCCUGCGGGUCAUCACCGGCUGUGCGGACGGAAAGAUCCGGGUCUUCGACUUCCUGACGGGCAACUGCCUGAGGAUCUUCAUCUCCAACAGCCAGGGGAGCCCUGUGCUCUCCCUGCACAUACACGAAAACAACAUCGUGAUAAACACCAGGGCCAGUGUGCUCAUCUUCCAGUUUGGGGAGGAGGGCAGCGAGCUCUCGGAGUCCGUGGAGGGUGAGAGUGCUGAGGAGGAGGACUCCCCCAGGAAUCACCCCCGCUCCCCCGUCCCGGCCCGGAGCAGGGAGCGGAGAGGCUCCUCCGGGGCGAAGCAGGCUGAGAAGGACUCGCUUUCCCAUCAUGCCCCUGGCCUGUCCACUCCCAGCAUGCAGCGGGAAAAGAGCGCUCAGCAGAGGCCUCUCAGACCAGCCACGGACUCGGUGCUCCAGAGACACCACCCCAGCCUGGCCUACAGCGGCCUGCACUCAGACCCAAACGCAAAGCCCCCCACGGCCCUCUGUCCCAGGACAGCGACCGGCAGGGCCAGCCAGAGGCCCAAAACCACCAGCUGCAUCCCAGUGAGAAGGCCUGUUGUCCCGGUGAAGUGGGGGUGGGCCCGAAAUGAAGAGGCCAAAAAGCAGGGGCCCUCCAAUAAACACGCCCCCUCGGAGGCCGACGUAUCCCAGCAGCCCCGGCGGUGCGGCCGAUCCGGCUGCCUCGUUCACCCUGACGUGGGCGCGUGUGAGGCCUGGGGUCCCCCCCCUUCCCCCCUCCGCACGCAACCGGGGGCCAAAGCGUCGUUGCCGGGGGCGACGAGCCCCGCCACGCCCACCGCCGCAAGCCCCGCCUCCCGUCAGAUCCGCCCGUUCACCGCCUCCCCCAGCCUGGGGCGCCUCCAUCCCCACGCGGGACGGGCCGUGGGCGGCUCGGAGACGGGGAGGCCGGGCGGCUCGUCCGGGUCGGGGUCCGGGAAGACGGUGUGUAAGGUGGGGGGGUACACCACCACGGCGGAGCGGGACAUCGACCCGGACCGCUGCGUGCUCAGCAGCGCCCCCUGCGGGCGCGCGGGGGGGCGUCGCCACGUGGGCUUCCAGGCGACCUCUGACCCCGCCCCGGCCGCGACCUUCGACCCCUUCCGGAGGCGCUCGCCGUUCCGGCUGCUGACGGCCGGGCAGCAGGAGGAGCGCGAGAGGGAGGCGCAGCGGGAGCACGAGGAGGCGUGCGCCAGGGAACGCCGCAGAGAGGAGAGGCAGAGGAGGAGAGCCUGGCGCAUGAUGGCCAAGGGCCGGCUGCCUGGCGCCCUCUACAGGAAGGAGGACCAAAUAUACGCUCCUGAGCUGGGCCCUGGUACCUACAUCUGA